AUGGAGGUCGAAUGGUUUGAUCACCCAGAAAAUUCAAGUGGAGCAAUCGGUGCAAGGCUGUCAGCUGAUGCAGCGAAAGAGCUAUCCCUCAUCAUCUUAGCUUUAAUACCACUCAUUGGCCUAAAUGGAUGGAUCCAGAUGAAGUUUAUUCAGGGUUUCAGUGCAGAUGCAAAGAUGAUGUAUGAAGAGGCAAGCCAGGUGGCUAAUGAUGCAGUAAGCAGCAUAAGAACAGUGGCCUCAUUCUCAGCUGAAGAGAAGGUCAUGGAUUUGUACAAGAAGAAAUGCGAAGGUCCCCUAAGAACAGGAAUCAAGACAGGGAUUAUAAGUGGAAUCGGUUUUGGAGUUUCCUUUUUCUUGCUAUUUGGGGUAUAUGCAGCUAGCUUUUAUGCUGGUGCUCGGCUUGUUGAAGACAGGAAGACAACCUUUCCUAAAGUUUUCAGGGUUUUUCUUGCUCUUGUAAUGGCGGCAAUUGAAGUGUCUCAAUCAAGUACCCUUACAUCGGAUUCUUCCAAAGCAAAAUCAGCUGCAUCUUCUAUAUUUGCAAUUGUAGACCGAAAAUCGAGAAUAGACCCAAGUGAGGAUGCAGGGACUGUUGCGCUUGUUGGAGAGAGUGGUAGUGGCAAAUCAACAACAAUUUCGUUGCUUCAGAGGUUCUAUGACCCAGAUGUAGGCCAUAUACUACUAGAUGGUGUGGACAUACAAAAGUUCCAGCUUAGGUGGUUAAGGCAACAAAUGGGCCUGGGGUAUGACACAAUGGUUGGAGAGCGUGGAGCUCAGUUGUUAGGAGGGCAGAAGCAGCGUGUGGCGAUCGCUCGUGCAAUCGUGAAGGACCCUAGGAUCCUGCUUCUGGACGAAGCGACUAGUGCACUGGAUGCUGAAUCUGAGCGGAUCGUCUAG
This is a messenger RNA of Miscanthus lutarioriparius, 897 nucleotides long. The record is from the annotation of a GenBank genome assembly. NCBI's taxonomy places the organism in Eukaryota, Viridiplantae, Streptophyta, Magnoliopsida, Poales, Poaceae.